AGCCUGCACCAUGCACCAGAGCCUCCUCCGGGGGGCGCCGGUGGAGAUGGACGCCCGCAGCGUGGCGUCCGGGCUGGCGCCGCCGUCCGCAGGCCUGCUGCCCUUCCGGCUGUGUGAGCGUUUCGGGGCGGGCGUGGUGCUGGUGAGCGAGCAGCAGCUCCGGGCGGCCGUGGCCUCGCUGUUCAGCGCCGGCCGGCUGCCCUUCCGGCUGUGUGCGCGUUUCGGGGCGGGCGUGGUGCUGGUGAGCGAGCAGCAGCUCCGGGCGGCCGUGGCCUCGCUGUUCAGCGCCGGUCUGGUGGUCGAACCCUCGGGCGCCGCCGCCUUCGCCGCCAUCGCCAACGACAGGAUCCCCGAGCUGGAGGGAGGAGCGUGGUCUGCGUGCUCAGCGGAGGGAACGUCGGGAAGGAAGAACUCGCCCACUUCUGAAAACGCCCGAGAGGAGGGCCUAAAACUAGGAAAAACACCUCUUAAU
Messenger RNA from Menidia menidia (Atlantic silverside), 472 nucleotides. NCBI's taxonomy places the organism in Eukaryota, Metazoa, Chordata, Actinopteri, Atheriniformes, Atherinopsidae. The record is from the annotation of a GenBank genome assembly.